Capsella rubella is the source of this 712-nucleotide messenger RNA. RefSeq names its product 40S ribosomal protein S15-5. The transcript has 4 exons. Gene Ontology annotation, molecular function: structural constituent of ribosome; RNA binding. The record is from RefSeq and is a predicted model, not a curated record. Gene Ontology annotation, cellular component: ribosome; cytosolic small ribosomal subunit. Lineage: Eukaryota; Viridiplantae; Streptophyta; Magnoliopsida; Brassicales; Brassicaceae. Gene Ontology annotation, biological process: translation; ribosomal small subunit assembly. Bases 104 to 562 code for a protein of 152 amino acids.
CUGCCUCACCUUUUUAUUUGGUUCCUAAGUUAAGUUCUUUGUCGCUUCCGCAGACACUUUGGUUUUCGAGGUUCUUAGAUUUCUAGGUUUCAUCAAUCGAACAAUGGCGGAUGUAGAACCAGAGGUUGCUGCGGCUGGAAUCGUGAAAAAGAGAACGUUCAAGAAGUUUUCUUUCAGAGGAGUCGAUCUCGAUGCUCUCCUCGACAUGUCCACCGAAGAUCUUGUCAAGCAUUUUAGUGCACGUAUCCGUAGAAGGUUCUCUAGAGGAUUGACCAGGAAACCUAUGGCUUUGAUCAAGAAAUUGCGCAAAGCGAAGCUAGAGGCACCAGCUGGUGAGAAGCCAGAAGCAGUGAGAACACAUUUAAGGAACAUGAUCAUUGUGCCUGAAAUGAUUGGAAGCAUCAUUGGUGUGUACAAUGGAAAGACUUUUAACCAAGUCGAGAUCAAACCGGAGAUGAUUGGACAUUACUUGGCUGAGUUCUCAAUCUCAUACAAACCGGUUAAGCACGGUAGACCUGGUGUUGGUGCUACCAACUCCUCCAGGUUUAUCCCUCUCAAGUGAAGCCAAUGCAAGACUAAACUCGAUAUUGUUUUGUUUUUCUUUGUUUGCGUCUCUUUUGUUUUGCUACCUAUCGCUUCUUUAGACAACCUUGAAAAAUCUUAUGAGGUUUAGACUUCAGUCUUUUAUUAAAUUAUUCUAUUUUGCUACUCA